AUGGCUUUCAAAUUCGUCGUACUCUCCGCACUUUUGGCCGUCGCCAGCGCUGGUGUCCUGCAACCGGUGACCUACGCUCAUGUCGCCAAUCCCGCUGUGGAUGCCGUUGCCUCCAGCCACCAAAAUGUCGUACGCACCUUCGAUGGCACCGUCUCGCAGUACUCGAAGACCAUCCAGACUCCCUACUCCAGCGUGCACAAAUCCGACACACGCGUCAGCAACAAUGUCUACCAACCCGCUGUGGCCAAGACUGUUUACGCCGCUCCAGCUCCAGCUGCUGUCUACACUCAUGCCGCUCCUGUUGCUAAGACCGUGACUUAUGCUGCUCCAGCACCCGCUGCCGCUUUGUACACACACGCCACACCUGUUGUUGCCAAAUCUGUCUAUGCUCCCGCUCAACCCCAUGCUCUGGUUGCUGCUCCAGCUGUCGCCAAGACCGUCACUUAUGCCGCACCAGCUCCAGUAUACCAUCAUGAAGUGCCUGUCGCUAAGGCUGUGAGUUAUGCUGCUCCAGCUCCCGUUUACCACCAAGCCGCUCCUGUAGCCAUACACUACUCUCCAGCUGAGACUGCUUCACACAUGAGCUUCGAUGGUUUCGGUACCCACUGGGACUCCGAAAUGGCUUUCAAAUUUGCACUCACCUUCGCCGCCUUCCUCGCCGUUGCCAACGCCGGCGCCAUACUCUCCCACGUAGCGGUCGCACCCGUUGCCGUAGCCAAGAUUGCCAAUCCCUCCGUGGACGCGGUGGCUACGACCCAUCAAAAUGUCGUGCGCUCCUUCGCCGGCACCGGUUCCCAUCACUCCAAGGCUGUGGAUACGCCCUACUCCAGCGUACGCCAAUCGGAUACUCGUAUCAACAACAAAGUGUACGCACCAGCUAUCGCCAAGACCGUGACCACUUAUGCUGCUCCUGCUGUGACUCCCGUCGUUUCUGCUUACACCGCAGCCGCCGCUGCUCCGUUGGUCAGCAAAACCAUUCUGUCGCCCGUCGCUAAGGUCGCUCCAGUUGUGUACUCUCAUGCUGCUCCAGUCGCCACUUACGGACAUGUUGCUGCUGCUCCAGCUAUUGCUUACUCGCCAGCUGCUGCUGUCGCUCAUGUUGCCUUCGAUGGUUUCGGCACACACUGGGGUUAUUAA
This is a messenger RNA of Bactrocera tryoni, 1137 nucleotides long. Its product is annotated as pupal cuticle protein G1A-like. The coding region runs from base 1 to 1137 and encodes 378 amino acids. Lineage: Eukaryota; Metazoa; Arthropoda; Insecta; Diptera; Tephritidae. The transcript is spliced from 2 exons. The record is from RefSeq and is a predicted model, not a curated record.